AUGCCCAAAGAAAGUGAUAAAAACAAGAAAAUCAACGAUUCUGUCGCUGUUAAUAAUAUACCUCCAAAUCCCGAAAACAACGAAACUUCAGUAUGUUAUAAAUAUAUAAUAUAUAUUUUUUCAUGAAUUGUAUUAUGUCUUUAUGUGUAUGAUUUUACGGUUUUAAUAUUUACACUUACAUUUGUGAUUUGUCAUAUAGUCGAGUAAUUUAAACAUAAAUUCAUCCAAUCCAGUAUCCAAUAAAAAGGAUGCCAAGCCCAGUGUUCGCAAAAAUAUGGUAAGAUGUUUAACAAUAAAAUAAAGUAAUGAGCAAGGAAGUUUGUUUUCAUAAUUAUUAAAUUAUUGAUUACUUGUUGUUUAAUAGGUAUCAAAAGCAACAGAAUUUUUGACUGCUGAAAAAAUAAGAAACACUCCUAUUGAAAAAAAAGUAAAUUUUUUACGUUCCAGAGGAUUAACUGAUCACGAGAUACAAUUAUCACUUCAAAAAGCAGCAGCAAUGUAUACUGAUACCAAAUAUUCUCAUGUAAAUAGUUCUGUAGGUCACAAUUUAUUAUUAAAUGCCUUUUAUUGUAUGAAUAUUUUAUCUGUGAUUAUUUUUUCUAGUUACCUGACCUAUCUGAUAUCAAUUAUUUAAAGACUUCUGGUGUUUCUGAUUGCUCUGGGGGCUGGUUAAGACGACUUGCUGGAUCAGUAGCCAUUGGGGCAACUGCUGUUUAUAUUGGUUAUCAGAUAUACAAAGUAUAUAAACAUAGUAAAUUAAAUGUGGGCAGCCAUUAAAAAUAAAAUAUUAUACUUGUUUAUGGUAGAAAUACAUAGAAAACUGGCUUUUUGGUAUGAAAAUGUCACCAGUGGAAAAACGUUUAGAAAUAGUUGAACUAUUGAUACAAAGGUGUAUAAUGCUCAUUGAAGAAAAAAACAUGACGCCCGACGAUUCAACUGAACAAAACAAUAGACAAAAAGAACUCGAUCUAGUCCGUGCUGAACUGAAAUCUAUUAAAAGUUUACUUCUAAAUAGGUAUCCAUUACGAUUUUCAACUCUUAAUUGGCUUUGAUUUAUGAAACUAUUUUUUUCAUUUUAGAUUCCAAUUUCCACCAGCUCCUGCAUCUUCCAGUAUACCACAAUGGCAACUAAUGAAAAAUCCCAAACCUCAAACAGAACCACAAAACAAAAUCAAUGACAAUGAUACAUCAAACUUGUCACCAACAAAUAUAUAUAUCAAGCCUAAAAGUAUUAUAAGAACCACAGUAGUCCCUCAAACAGAUGAUAUUUUAGAUAGCGAUACUGUCAAAGAUAAUGAUAAUAAAUUAAAUAACUUUAAGUCUAAUGAAAUAACACUACCAUUAAACUCUGAUCAACAUAUAAUUAAUAGACACAAUGAUGUUGUUCAAAAUAACUGCGAUGAUCAUAAUGGAGAUAAGGAGGAUGAAAAUCAAUAG
Messenger RNA from Cinara cedri, 1437 nucleotides. NCBI's taxonomy places the organism in Eukaryota, Metazoa, Arthropoda, Insecta, Hemiptera, Aphididae. The record is from the annotation of a GenBank genome assembly.